AUGCUUUUGGCCAGAAGUUCGGAGAAAGCAUUUGCCAAGAUUUGGGCAGCCUGUGGCUUGCCAGAGAGACACCUUUCGGCAGACCUAGUGGGAGCUGUCUUCCUCGAGGGUCCGCCGGCACCGAUCCUCUCGGAACCGAAACGCUUGAGGGCUGCCGACACAUCGCUUUUUCAGCUCGUCUUCCUCGGAGCCGAUGGUUGCUUGGACAUUGAAAGCUUCGAGAAGCUGGAGGAUGCGAAAGCCACUCUGGCCGAGCUCAAAGUUGCCGCGACGAGCGAGGGCGGCGGUGUGAUCCUGAAGGGCGACGAGGUAGUGGCUGAAAAGCUUGAGCUCAAGUACAUGCUGAAGGAAGAUUUUGUGGAGUUCCUCCCAGAGGCGACAAAAGAGCCGAAGGUGGUCACAGUCAGCGAGGAGGACGAGCUCAAGGCCAUUGAGAUAGCCGCUCGGGAGAACUUGGAUAGGCUGAUCACGCUGGCGCCUGAGAUUGGCAAGCUCAAGGCCUACUACGCAGAGAAGGGCCUUGAGAAGCCAGAAGUUGUCAUUGGGAGACCGUCCGAAGCGCUGCAGGUGUUCUCCGAGCUGUUUCCCGAGUACGUGAGACUCGGCGGGUGCGUCGCCGAAGCCUGA
Messenger RNA from Symbiodinium sp. CCMP2592, 627 nucleotides. NCBI's taxonomy places the organism in Eukaryota, Dinophyceae, Suessiales, Symbiodiniaceae. The record is from the annotation of a GenBank genome assembly.